Erpetoichthys calabaricus (reedfish) is the source of this 5887-nucleotide messenger RNA. It is a transcript of the gene il2rb, whose product is annotated as interleukin 2 receptor, beta. Gene Ontology annotation, biological process: cytokine-mediated signaling pathway; immunoglobulin mediated immune response. Gene Ontology annotation, cellular component: external side of plasma membrane. The record is from RefSeq and is a predicted model, not a curated record. The transcript is spliced from 10 exons. Gene Ontology annotation, molecular function: protein binding; cytokine receptor activity. Bases 308 to 1921 code for a protein of 537 amino acids. NCBI's taxonomy places the organism in Eukaryota, Metazoa, Chordata, Cladistia, Polypteriformes, Polypteridae.
AUCAGUGAACAGCAAGUUCUGUGGCUUUCUUUCGAUAUCCGCUUGAGUUUUACCAGUUGGAACAUCGCUCUGCCCAUCAGUCUACAGCGGGUAGGCACAGGAGGAGUCAGUGUGGGUGGCACACAUCGCCGGGCUCCUUCCGACAAAACGUAACGACCUGCACAGAGAGAGAGACGGGAGGACGGAAGACAUGCUGAAGAUUCACAAGGCUUUCUGAACCUCCGCAACUGUCAGAAUGACAAUUUUGAAAGCCGGGAAUCCCAAGUCAUCCUUAGAAGAUUGAAUUUUCAGUCUUAAAAUAAAGAAGAUGUUCACUCAAAUUUUUGCACUUCUACUCCUGAUGUUUUUUGGACUGAGUCAUGAAAGUCAAGAUGCUGGGGACACUCAGCUGGACUGUUUUUCUGAUUUCAAGUCCACAAUCACUUGUACCUGGAACAACACACAGAAAUCACAAGACAUCCAGUGUCACCUCAGCGGUUUGUGGAUAUUCAGAGAUGAUACAAGGAAUUGUCUUCUUCUUCCCCCAGAGGAUGAUGACACACUUCGUCAGUGCUCCUUAAUUUUCGCAGAGCCCACUGAAAGCAGCUUCAAUUCAGUAAGCAGUUUUAAAAUCCAAGUGCGUUGUGAAAAUUCCACUAUGGCAGAAAUUCUAAAUUUUAAACCUUCAGGCAAAAUUAAAAUGUAUUCACCAAUUGAAGUCUCUGUGGAUGACAAUGGAAAUGUAUCUUGGGCAAUGAACAGAAGUUUAGUGUCCCACCAUUUCAAGACUCUUAUCUAUGAAUUACAGUAUAAAACCAAAUCGGACUCCUGGGAGAGGUCCAAGCAAAUUCAAGACAUGACAUCGAUGAAGCUUAACCCUAAAGAAUUUGUAGUCGGUCAGCUUUAUGAAUUCAGGGUCCGAGUUAAAACAUCCAAUUAUCCGAGCUCUUGGAGCAACUGGAGUCAAGUUUAUGAGUGGAAAUCUAAAGUGGGAAGAUUAGACCAAGCUGUGAAUAAUGAGAGCACAUUCAACUUGGUCCUAUUUUCAAUUUUUGCUGGGACAGGCUUUGUCUUCAUUUUGGUUUUCGUAGGAGUUCGCUCUCAGUCCUUCUGUCAUCUUAAAGUACCUGAUCCAUCCAAGUACUUUGACCCACUUCACUCUCUUCAUGGAGGAAACUUUCAGAAAUGGCUCAGCCCGAUGUUUGCUCCAGAGUCGUUUAGAAUUGAUAAAACAGAAGCCAUAUCUCCAGUAGAGGUGUUUGUCAAAGACACAGCCAGCCUUUUCAAAGCAUCAAGCUUCCUCAAACUUGGAGAUCGAUGGGAAAACAGUCAUCAGUCAUCUUCUGGCUUCUCUAACAUGGGGUACUUUUUCUCCAAGUACCCCAGCUCCUAUGAGAUCGACUCUUGUCCUGUGUACUUUAGCUAUGAACCCACAAAGCACGAGAACACUCUGUUGGACAAAAAGGAAAACCAUGAUGACAGCCAAGAAAGGUGUGAAGAGCGGAUGUGUGAAAGCCCUACAGGACAUGGGCCCUUAACACCACACCUGGACCCCGAUUCAGGAUUUGGCCCAGAGGAAGGCAGCAUGUUUAGCGGAGAUUUGUCUUUUUGGAAUGGCGGCUCACUUCAAAGCACAAGCCAACCUUGUGGAGAAGUUCUGCACAACUCCCGAGACCAACCAGAGAUGCAGAAGCCGUUCUUAACACCCACCCACACAAGCUCGCCACACUUCCUGGCUAAUGGGUCUGACCCAUCGCAGCCAUUGGGCAUUCCUGUAUUUUUUCCUGAGGGCAUGAACCUCAGCUCCAUAAAUGGCUGCCUGUCUAAACUUCCUGAUGACCUCUUUCUAUGUAAAUCGGCCUCCUUGGCCAUUGCGCCAGCCGCAGAUGGGUAUCUGAGUGUCAAAGAUGUGCAAAACCGCUACUGCAACAAGUCGAUUUAAAACAUUUUGCUUCACUCAUCCUGGAGACCUACUUCCUCUGUGGCAGAGCAGCUCUGGGGUAAAAAACCUGGAGCGGUCUCGAUAGAAUUAAUGACAAGUCAACUCUAUGGACACAAAAGAAAUGCAACCAACCAAAAGAGCAUCAAGUCACAAACGGUUUGGAUUCACAGUUUUUUUUGUAUGUCGCUGUACUAUGCAGCUGUCCUCAGAAAUAAAGGAGAUUGUUUCAGUUGUUUUGAGUUAAAUCUGAUGAUCUGAAUGACUGCUCUUUGAUGUCACAUAUCGACCUACUAUGCUUGCCGACUACACCGUAUACAAACAUAUGGUAUGUAGCUAGCGCUCACACAUACAUAUGCAUACAUGUAUUUUUUGGCAGCUAAUUCUACAUGGCCGGACCGCCGAACAUGAAAUGUAAAGUGAGUGCCUACCACAUUCUGAAUGUCCCCAGACUUGUCAUUGCCAUGUUCAGUGGACCCCAUGUUAGCAUUUGGAAGAGGUUGUCUACUUUUUUUUGUGUUGUUUUUGCAGAGUUACGCCAACAACCACAACAAGAAAUGAUUGUUUUAUGUCACAGCAAGCAAGAAGUGACAAUUGUCUUUUGGGAAAAGUAAAUAAGUAAUGGCAUAAUGAAUUGCAAUGAAUCUUUGUUUCAAAGAAGGAAAAGGUCAACCUUUUAUGGAAACCAAAAUCCCCGUGCAACCUCUUAUUAAGACUGGACAAUCCAGAAAAGUGGAAUUAUAAAAAAAAGAAAGAUAAAGGGACUCUCAACUACUUGGAGUCUGCCAAACGUUGACUUUUGAACAUUACAAACCAUUUUAUAAGCUAUCGUUAUAUUGCCUCCUGGAUGUAAGCCAUGCAGUACUUUGCUCUUUUCAAAAACUCUAAAUGGCAGAAUUAUGAAGAAGGAAAAUCCGCAGCCAUGGUGUACUAAAGGGGAAGAAACCUGCUGGUUGGUAUUUGAGGAAGGGAAGAGUAAGAGAUUGUAAGUGUUCAGCAUGUUAGAUGUCAGAUAUUCCUGGUCAGGGUUAAAAAGAGCUGGAGCGUAUCCCAUCGGUAUGGGAUGCAAGGCAGAAUCUAGCUUAGUAAAUAUCAGGAAAGGUAAUCAGGCAUACUGCUUUGAGUGGUGCAUGAACUGAACCAGAGCCCAAGGGGCAGCUGUCAUGUUUCAGCCAGUGUUUCUCCCCUGACUGUGAUUCAAAGUUGUGUGUUUUGUCUAAUUUUGUGUCAUUUACUUGUAUCAACAUUUCUUUUGUUUAUUAUGUAUAUUAUUCUUUGUGUUUAUUUGAUUAGGACCCAUGUGUUUUGUGGGUGGUUCCCAAAGGGGUGGGGCCACCUGCCAAUCACCACCAGGAGCUGCCCUCUGCCCUAUUUAUUGGAGGGCCUUCCGAAGUUCCUGGCAGUUCAUUUCAAAUACGCUAGGGAGUGGAGUGUCAUUUGUGUUCUUGUUGCGUCUUGUUACUUUUUAUGAACCUGUGCCCUUCUUCAGGCAAGAUGUUUUAUAUAGAUUAUUCAAGGCCCUUUUUUGGAUCUAGUCGGGGUUUGGAUGGUAUUUUUCUCCUGGCUAGAGGGCCAUUUUGAAAGUGUUUUUGAGACCCCCCGAGUCAUGAGAAAAAUUUUUAGAAUUUAAAAUGACAAAGUUUAUGAAUUCAGCUUUUAAUAGCGGAAGUGACAACCACAAUAGCCUGUAAUUUGUGUGUUAGGGGUCCAGUGCAAAUUUGAAAACAUUCAUCUCACAUUUCAUAUGAUUAGAAAAGAACAAAUAUUUAUAAGUAACAUAGAUAUUUGACACAGUUUUAAAAGAUGCUGCCUGACAUCUCUCGGGACUUGGGUUCCAAUUUCAACUUGCACGUUAGUAUUUAUCGUGGAACUGGAGUUUCCGAAUUGCAAAGAUGUACAUAGUAGAUGAACUGGUCACUCCGGACUGCCUGUAUUUGUGUGCCUGCUCCCUGUGAUCGACUGAUUUCCCAUCCAGCCAAGUUUGAGCAUAGACUUGGACUCUUUACGACCCUAAACAUUAUUGUAUGGGUUGAAAAAAUAGAUAGGAGGAAUUAUUAUUGUUAUUAUUAUAAUUGUACUCUAGAUAGUGACGAGUCUCAUGUAGAGGCAAAGCUAGUUCAACAAGUCAAAUGGAAAUAUUCUGACAUUAAAUGAAUCAUUGUCAGUUCGCUUAGUGAAUAGCAGCACAUUAAGACAAUGGCUAGCACUGCUGCCUCACAGCUUCAAAGACCAGAGCUGGAAAGUUCAUUUCAGCUCUCUGCCUGUGACGAGUUGUCACAUUCAUGUCCACCGUAACAAAAGGACAAGUGUCUGUGGGUCCAUCCAGUUGUUCUUGCUAUCCAACAGAUGGUGCAUCAUAAACAUUAGCUCUGCUUUUACGAAUCCUGUACCAAAUAGUAUGUGACAGGGACACAACAACCCACACAGACACACUGGAAACACUGCAAAUAUUAAAGCUGAGGUCUACGUUGAUUAUUUAGAUUUCAAUUCAUCUUCGAUAGGGAGCACAGCUAGUUCACAGUUUAGGUGGGUAUUCACUGCGUACCCCAGUUUGCUCCCUCCUCCAAAAGCGGUUCAUGUUAAAUUAACUGAGAUCUCUAAAAAUGACCCAUCAUAGGUCAGUCCACAUUGCAUUGCUGUUGGGAUUGAUUCUGGUCCACUACAAGGAAAAAAAAAAUCUUCAAAGAUGGAGGCUUUAUUGACUAUCUUUUCAUUUCAAGUUGUGACCUCCAACUCAAAGCAGUCGACGGAAAAUAGACGACUAUGAGACAGAUUUGUUUCUUUUUUUUGAUACUCAACAAAGCUGUUGUUUUUAAAAAAUGCUUCAGAAACUGGCAACUUUUGUGGAGCUGCUUUCACUGGGGAAAUUGUCUUGACACUGAUAGUAGGACUUCCCUCAAGCUUAUACAGCUCACACAUUCACACACACCGAAGGGCAAUUGCCGUUUUAACAUUUUACAUUCAGAGGAGGAAACCGAGCCCGUGGGCUCCACAUAAGCUAUUCUAUUGUAUUACUUAGCUGCUAAAGGCAUUGCCGGAUUUUAUAUUUGUCCUCAGCUGCCAACAUGACAUACAAAAAUAUAUUUAAGCAGUAUUAAUUUAUUAAGUGAUGUUAAGAGUUUAAUCAUGCCUAUAAUUUUUUGAGACAUCUGCUGCUCAUGCUAAAGAACGACAAAUCCAGCAUGUGCAGUCUUGCUUUCCGUUGUGGCAUGAAGCACUGAAAUAUGUGGAAUGCGAUUCCUUUAUCAAGUAACUCAUUUUGCAAACGUUAAAAAGGAAACCCCACUAUAGUAGCAGCCGGUGGGGAAAAACACGCGUUAUAGGCAUUUGUAGUAUUUAUGUCUUUCUUACGUUAGCACUUUUUUGAAGAGCCUUUAAACACAUUGUGUAAUAAAUGCCAAUGGUUUUCAUCUGAAAUCAGCAGAUGCUUCAGUCAAGUUAACUGUUGAGAAUUCAGACAGACGUUUGGGAAAUUUUAUUGAGCUGUCUAACAAAUACAGAGCCUUGACCUUAAAAAAAAAAAAAUGCAAACAAACAAAACUAAAUUCCCCAUAAAGGGGAAGUUCACACUUUUUUGAUGUAUGGGCUUUUUAGAACAGCAAAGCAAAUCUCUAAACUCAAACGCUAUUUUUGUUUGAUGCUUACACAAAAAGGAUAUAAGUUAAUGAGUUUAAACUGUUAGAUAGAUAGAUAGAUAGAUAGAUAGAUAGAUAGAUAGAUAGAUAGAUAGAUAGAUAGAUAGAUAGAUAGAUAGAUAGAUAGAUAGAUAGAUAGAUAGAUAGAUAGAUAGAUAGAUAGAUAGAUAGAUAGAUAGAUAGAUAGAUAGAUAGAUAGAUAGAUUUUAGUAUAGUAGGCAGGAUAAGAUAGACUUUAAUUUUAGUGUAGUUGGCAGGAUAGAUAGAUAGAUAGAUAGAUAGAUAGAUAGAUAGAUAGAUAGAUAGAUAGAUAGAUAGAUAGAUAGAUAGAUAG